Molecule: messenger RNA, 1807 nt
Organism: Prosopis cineraria
Lineage: Eukaryota; Viridiplantae; Streptophyta; Magnoliopsida; Fabales; Fabaceae
Product: molybdate transporter 2
Exons: 1
Coding region: 164-1585 (473 amino acids)
Biological process (GO): molybdate ion transport
Molecular function (GO): molybdate ion transmembrane transporter activity
Source: RefSeq, a predicted model, not a curated record
GCUAGACGUGCCUCGCUAGUACCGAUCAGUAACCAAUGACCAAUCACCAUCAUGCUUGGCUUGCUUGAUUUGAUGAUUUGAUGUCCACAUCAAUUAUAUAACACAAGUCUUUGGGUUGUGAGGAAAUCAUACAUUGAUUCCGCCACCAUUUUUCCGCUCCGACAUGGCGGGACAUUCUGCCUCCGAUGACCACCCCGACGCCGUCACCACUCCUCUCUUACUCAACCGGUGGCGCUACCCUCGCCUUCCGGACGCUGUCAAGCUUAAAACUUCCCUCUGGUCGGAGCUCUCCGGUGCCGUCGGUGACCUCGGCACGUACAUCCCAAUCGUUCUGGCUCUCGCUUUGGUGAACAACCUUGACCUCACCACCACUCUCGUCUUCACCUCCCUCUACAACAUCGCCACUGGUUUGCUCUUCGGGCUUCCCAUGCCCGUCCAGCCCAUGAAGUCUAUCGCUGCCGUUGCCAUCUCUGAAUCGCCUCCCCUCACUAUUCCCCAAAUAGCUGCCGCCGGUCUCUCUGUUGCCGCCGUUCUCCUCCUCCUCGGCUGCACAGGCCUCAUGUCCUUCCUCUACCGUUACCUCCCUCUUCCCGUAGUUCGCGGCAUCCAACUCUCCCAAGGUCUCCAGUUCGCGUUCUCUGCCGUGAAAUAUAUUCGCUACUACCAAGACAUUCCCACCUCGAAAUCUGGUCCCCCUCGCUCAUGGCUCGGCUUCGAUGGACUCGUCGUCGCUCUCUCCGCCGUUCUGUUUCUCAUCUUGACCACCGGAGCCGGCAUCGACGAUCACAGCGAAACAGUGAAUCUCAACAACAGAGAAGAAAACGGAACUCAACCCGACCCGAAACUCAAGAUUAGACGGAGAUUGCGGGUUUUGUCAGCAAUUCCAGCUGCUCUCAUAGUGUUCUUAUUCGGCUUGAUCCUCUGUUUUCUCCGUGACCCUUCUAUGAUCAAAGAUCUGAGAUUGGGUCCGUCGAAGAUUUCUCUAAUACACAUCACGUGGGAGGAUUGGAAAAUAGGGUUUCUUCGAGCAGCAAUUCCACAGAUUCCUCUUUCAAUUUUAAACUCUGUGAUCGCAGUGUGUAAGCUCUCAGGCGAUUUGUUCCCCGAGAAAGAAGCUUCGGCGAUGAAGGUUUCGGUGAGCGUUGGACUCAUGAACUUCGUGGGGUGCUGGUUCGGUGCCAUGCCUUGCUGCCAUGGCGCCGGCGGGUUGGCUGGUCAGUAUCGAUUUGGGGGAAGGAGCGGAGCUUCAGUGGUGUUCCUGGGGAUUGCGAAACUGGUGCUGGCUCUGGUUCUGGGGAACUCUUUCGUGAGAAUUCUGAACGAAUUCCCAAUAGGAAUUCUUGGGGUGCUUCUGUUAUUUGCAGGGAUUGAACUGGCCAUGGCUUCCAAGGAUAUGAACACGAAGCAAGAGUCGUUUGUGAUGCUGGUUUGUGCUGCUGUUUCUCUCACAGGCUCUGGUGCUGCUCUGGGAUUUGGAUGUGGCAUAGUGCUGUAUCUGCUUUUGAAAUUGAGGGAAUUUGACUGGUCUUCCACUUCAACCUUGUCCAAAACUUCUGGGGAAGAAGGAACAAGCUUGAUUGCUUAGACAAUAUCUGGUUCAGGUUCCACUUUUUGCAGCCACAUAUGGGUGCAAAGGAUCACACGCAAUGUGAUCACGUGGGAGCUUCCCGUUUUCUCCACUUGCCUUAUUUUCUUUCUUUCUUACAUUUUUUGGGGCAAGUUUCUCUAUUUUACUUUCCCUGCUUAAUAUUGUGUAUUAUAAAUUAUAUAAUCUGAACAAUAUAUAAUUACUUAAUUAUAACCUUCA